AUGGCCGAGCCAGCAGCCGACAAGCGUCUGCCGCUUCUUCAACUCGAUCAGAAAGCCCUUCGCAGAUCAAUCUCUGAUCUACAGGCGCAGCAAGCAGAGUUAGAAGCUGAGAUAGCCCAGCUCAGACCGAGUCUGAAAAAUGAUCCUUCCGAGACCGUUAAAAGGCACAUCCGUCUGUUACAUGAAUACAACGAGAUCAAGGACAUUGCACAAGGUCUGAUGGGUCUUAUUGCCGACGCACGUGGUGUUCGACAUGUUGAUGUGCAGAAAGAGUUUGGAGUGCACGAGGAAGAUUGA
Molecule: messenger RNA, 297 nt
Organism: Penicillium oxalicum
Lineage: Eukaryota; Fungi; Ascomycota; Eurotiomycetes; Eurotiales; Aspergillaceae
Product: SWI5/SAE3 family protein
Exons: 3
Coding region: 1-297 (98 amino acids)
Biological process (GO): meiotic DNA recombinase assembly involved in reciprocal meiotic recombination; double-strand break repair via homologous recombination; meiotic joint molecule formation
Cellular component (GO): Swi5-Swi2 complex; Swi5-Sfr1 complex
Source: RefSeq, a predicted model, not a curated record